Molecule: messenger RNA, 2448 nt
Organism: Exophiala bonariae
Lineage: Eukaryota; Fungi; Ascomycota; Eurotiomycetes; Chaetothyriales; Herpotrichiellaceae
Exons: 1
Coding region: 1-2448 (815 amino acids)
Biological process (GO): calcium ion transmembrane transport; intracellular calcium ion homeostasis
Cellular component (GO): membrane
Molecular function (GO): calcium:proton antiporter activity
Source: RefSeq, a predicted model, not a curated record
AUGGUCGACUCAGCUGACGAGCCUCCCUUGUCAAAUCGUCUACACUCAUGGGCUAAGAACACGAACUUCGCAACGAAGUUGUCCUUCAACUCCCCUCGAACAUCCCGUGAUAAGCAGGACUCUAUCCUGCCAACCACCGCACCUCAAUCUGGCUUCCCCUUCCCCACAAGCAAAGAUGCUGUCUACAAACCCUCUGCAGCCGGUCCUGCAACCUCAGACCAACCCGUGCACGACAAGGAUAACGGGCAGCAAGAUAUUCCGUCUAUGGACCAGGAAGGAGAUGGAGCGCAACCUUCCACCAUAGGGUCUACGGAACCCAAGGCUCAACAGUCCUUGGGUAGCCGAUUUGUUCGAGAUGUCAAGCGCAUCAUUUUCUCCAGUUGGAUCAACUGGCUUCUCCUUAUUGUGCCCGUCGCCAUUAUUCUUGGAGCCUUGGUCGACUGGGGUCACAAUGACAUCGUGAGUCCCACGGUUGUCUUUGCCCUCAACGCUGUAGCCAUCAUCCCACUGGCCUCACUUCUGUCCUUUGCAACAGAAAGCGUGGCUUUACGGAUGGGUGAUACCGUCGGCGCACUACUGAACGUGACCUUUGGCAACGCUGUUGAAAUUAUCAUUUUUAUCAUUGGUCUGGUUGCCAAUGAAGUCCGCAUUGUCCAAGCUGCGGCGAUCGGCUCCAUCCUAUCGAAUCUGUUAUUGAUUCUCGGUAUGGGAUUUGUUGUGGGUGGUCUUCGCUUUCGUGAGCAAUUGUACAAUUCCACUGUUUCCCAGAUGAGUGCAUGCUUGCUCUGUCUCAGUGUGAUUAGUCUCUUGCUCCCCACGGCCUUCCAUGCCUCAUUCAAUGAUGCGGAUUCGGCCGAUAACAAAGUGCUCAAAGUUUCUCGAGGUACAAGCGUGGUUCUUCUACUGGUCUACGUCUUGUAUCUACUAUUCCAGCUCAAAUCCCACGCAUUCAUGUACCAGAGUACACCCCAGCACCUCAUUGACGAAGAAUCCCACCCUGGUGUACUUGCUGAGAUGUUGAACUCUUCCAGCUCUUCUAGCGAUUCGUCUAGUUCCAGCUCUUCUGAUACCGAUUCGAGUUCAAAUUCACACUCAACCGCCAAACGAUUCAAACGCGCUCUACGCAGAAAGCGGAGAAAGUCUACUUCCAGCACACAGGAUAACAAUUCCGCACCAAUCAUUACCCGAAGUUCUUCCAAUUUGACUAAUCACGGUGGAUCCAUCACGCAUACAACGUCACCAGCCUCUCCAGAGUUAGAACCGGUCUUUAGUGGCGACGAGGCUGAUCUCGAUGGUGAAGGCCGCCAUGGUCGUCAUAGAUCUCGCAUCAAUAGCGUCCGGACACGGGACUUUGAAAGCGAAAUUCAGGCCGACAAUGUCUCUGAGAAAUCCAAGAAGUCCCGCAAAAGAUCCAAGAAAUCAUGGAAGUCCAAACAUUCAAAGAGGAACAAGGAAAAGCGGAAGCAAAUCGAAACAGAUCCGGAAAAAUCCCCAGCGGCUGAAACUGAAACCGAAAAAGGUCCUGGCAUUGACCAGAACCACCUUCGGGUACCACAGGUCGAAUUCUCCACAGACAUCCAAGAAAUUCCUAAUGAGAAUUUGGCCAAGCACGGCUUUAAUAUUCGCAACCUGUCUGAGGCCGUCCGACCUGCUUUCAGCUCAGCAAUGUUUCCCCACCAUGAGGCCACUGGAAGACCCCUAGCAAUGCCGAUGCGAACUUCCCCACAGCCGAGAUCAAGUUCUCGUGGAUUACGUCGCACUUCGUCGAUGCCCGAUAUUCUUCAUCGCACUGUCUCCAAUACUAGACCAUCGCCUCUCUUCCCACAGCCUAUGCAAGAUACUGUCCCUUCAUCAGAAGCUGGAACGGAAGUGGAGAUCAUGGAGGUUGUGGAGCCCCAAGCACAUCUUUCUCGCACGUCGGCUGUCAUCAUGCUCCUCGCCACGACAGGUCUGGUCGCGCUUUGUGCCGAAUUUUUGGUCAACAGCAUCGAUCAUCUUAUCUCUACCACUGGUGUUAGUCAAGCCUUUGUCGGUCUCAUCAUCUUGCCAAUCGUUGGUAAUGCGGCUGAACACGUAACGGCGGUAACAGUGGCUGCUAAGAACAAAAUGGAUCUUGCUAUCAACAUUGCUCUUGGCAGCAGCAUUCAAAUUGCUCUUUUUGUUACACCUCUCAUGGUCAUUCUAGGAUGGAUUCUGGACACCGAAAUGAGUCUAUACUUCAGUUUGUUCGAGACUGUCAGUUUGUUCGCCAGUGCGUUUAUCGUCAGCUUUUUGAUGAUUGAUGGUCGCAGUAACUACCUCGAGGGAGCUCUCUUGAUCGCCGCUUAUGUCAUCAUCGCUUUGGGUGCAUUCUUUUAUCCAAAGUGUGACUUGAGUGCAGGUACUGGGGCGAUAGAUGAUGGGUUGGGUUCCAGAUGUCCAUCUCAAACUCCAAGAAUGUUCUUCUAA